AUGUCACGCUUCAGUUUCGAUGCCUCUACUUCACGCCAUGAACCAUUAUGCUUGGAAAGCCCGAUUGACGUGAAACCCUUUUCUAGGAAUCGCGCACUCUCCAUUCGAUCCAACAAAUCCAAGGGCAACUCUGGUGCUGGUGCCGGAGCCAAGCGGGGUUUCUCCUUCAACUCACUCCGCGGCCAGGUCCAACCUGAGCUGUCCCGUAAGCUCUUCCGCCUCAUCAAAUCGGAGAAUAACCUCAUUGGCGCCCAUGAGACCGCCGGCCGUGAGCGGGUUUCCAUCGCGACUCAGUUAUCUGAAUGGGGUGAGCACACCGGAGAUGACAGUAUUAGUGAUAUCUCGGAUAAGGUGGGAGUUGUCCUAAGUGAAAUGGGCGAGCAGGAGGACGCAUAUGCUCAUGCUCUUGACGAUUCUCGCGCCUAUCUCAAGGCUAUUCGAAACACCGAGAAGAGCGUACAGCCCAGCCGCGAGAACAAGGAUAAGAUUGCCGACGAGAUCCAGAAGUUGAAGUUGAAGGAGCCUGGUAGCACAAGAUUGCCUGUCCUCGAGCAGGAAUUGGUGAGAGCUGAGGCUGAGAACCUUGUGGCGGAGGCUCAAUUGACCAACAUCACCCGACAAAAGCUCAAAGAAGCCUAUGCUGCCGAGUUCGCUGCCACCAUCGAACGUGCCGAAAAGCAGAUCAUACUAGCCAAACAUGGCCGCCGUCUGUUGGAGCUUCUCGACGAUUCGCCUGUGGUCCCUGGUGAUACACGAGUGCCUUAUCAACACUCCUCCCAGGCACGUCAAAUCCUCAACGAUGCUGAAGAUGACCUUCGAGACUGGCGACCCGAGGCCGAGGGCUUUUCUACUCCAGUUCAAAGCCGAUCGCCAACCCUUGAGGGAAAGGGAAAGGAGCCUCUGGCUGCGGGAGACAAUUUGUCCCCUGUCCAGUCUGAGGCAGCUACAGUUGAAUCCGAGACUUCUCCUUUGGAGCAACGGGGUACCAAGUCCUCCGUCUAUGCUGAGGUCGCUGGCUAAGUGGGCAAUUACAGGAUAGUGAAUAAGGAUGCCGAUUCUGGUUAUGGGCUUUUGUUUCGAUAAGCUUCGUUUUCUUGAGCAGGCGAGAAAGUUCACUUGCUGUCAUCGCAGUCUGUCUGGGUAUCAUCGAGGGAUCAGUCCCUAAGUUUAAUAUGUCUGGGGUACCGAGAGGGGUUCUUGAAGUGCUGUUUGUUUAUAUCCUUUGAUUAUUGCUUGGUUAGUCUCGUUAGUUGAAUCAGAAUGGGCGUGUCUAUCAAAA
Fusarium oxysporum Fo47 is the source of this 1279-nucleotide messenger RNA. Its product is annotated as Eisosome component PIL1-domain-containing protein. NCBI's taxonomy places the organism in Eukaryota, Fungi, Ascomycota, Sordariomycetes, Hypocreales, Nectriaceae. Gene Ontology annotation, molecular function: lipid binding. The record is from RefSeq and is a predicted model, not a curated record. The coding region runs from base 1 to 1020 and encodes 339 amino acids. The transcript has 2 exons. Gene Ontology annotation, biological process: eisosome assembly; endocytosis; negative regulation of protein kinase activity. Gene Ontology annotation, cellular component: plasma membrane; eisosome filament.